Messenger RNA from Lytechinus variegatus (green sea urchin), 3128 nucleotides. RefSeq names its product kelch-like protein 14. The transcript is spliced from 3 exons. The record is from RefSeq and is a predicted model, not a curated record. Bases 151 to 2085 code for a protein of 644 amino acids. Lineage: Eukaryota; Metazoa; Echinodermata; Echinoidea; Temnopleuroida; Toxopneustidae. Gene Ontology annotation, molecular function: protein binding.
AUAUAGCAAAUAGCAACGGAUGACGCUUUCCGUUACAGUUAGAAAUUUGAUGGAAGAUGAUAUUCUGUAAAGUUUUACCUAUUCAUAACAUACGUCUGGGAAUUAUCAAACUCUUUGAUAUGAAGUAGUGGCUGACAUUCCAGAAUAACAAUGGCAACAGCACGCAUCGCAAUAAACAACAAUUUCAGCAUGCAGAAGCCUAUAAGACCAGAACCACAUCGUAGUCAUGCUCCGGCCCCUAGCAGACAGUACCAGUGUGCUGAGCAUGGUAAAGACAUUCUCAACCAGCUUCAUCAGUUGUGGAAGCAGCGGAUCUUGUGCGAUGGUAACAUCAUUGCCAAUGGUCACCAUUUUGCUGUACAUCGCGCUGUGCUUGCUUCCUGCAGUGAGUACUUCAGGUCAAUUUAUCUUGAGAAUGACAACGUCCGUGACGUCCAACUCCACAGUAACAUCACCAAGGACAGUCUGGAGUUGCUCCUGCACUAUGCUUACACCUCUCAGAUAGAACUCACCCUGGAGAAUGUCCGCAAGGUUGUGUCUGGAGCCGUUCAGUUGAAAAUGAAGCGUGUCAUCGACAUCUGCAUUCAGUAUCUGACGUCUGUCCUGGCCGUUGAGAACUGCAUCGGAAUCCUCCACCUCUCCAGGAAGUUCUGUUUCAAGCAGUUGGAGCAGGAUGUGCAUGAGUUCAUCGUUGAUAACUUCUUGACUGUAGCAGAGAGACCAGAGUUCCAGUCCCUCAAGUAUGAUGAUAUGUGUUUUUUCCUCAAGCAAGACCGCAUGUCCAUUGUUUCUGAGUUUCAGCUCUUUGGAAUUGCAGCUCGCUGGAUAAACCAUGAUAAGCAGACAAGAUUCAGACAUGCAGCUCACCUGAUGAAGCACAUUCGAUUCCCAUUGAUAUCAAGUGAUGACCUGGUGGAACACGUCCAGUCACAUGACUUCAUGAUGCAAGAUCAGGCAUGCCAUCGAUUCCUGAUAGAAGCCUUAAACUACCACCUGGUGCCUCACCGCCAGCCGGCCAUGCAGACCCCUCGCACCCGCAUCAGGUCGACCAAGGAAGCCAUCGUGACCAUUGGAGGUGAACUGCCACACCAUAGAGUGAGUAACCUGGUUAUUGCUAUGGAUGAACUACACAGCGGCUGGAAGGAACUAUCUAGGAUGCCUCUGAAGCGGGUGGAUCACUGUGUGGUGGUCCUCAAUCAUUUUGUUUAUGUUGUCGGUGGGCAGGUGACAUUGAACUCCAAUGGCAAGGAGAGCAUUGGAACUGUUCAUCGGUAUGAUCCUAGGUUCAACAAAUGGCUUCAGAUGUGUCCUAUGCAACAGAGAAGAGCAUUCUUCUACUUGGCUGGGGUUGGAGGCAGCUUGAUAGCUGUGGGAGGUAAGAAUGAACAGGGUGCCCUGGCUUCAGUUGAGAUGUUCAAUCCGACAGAGAAUAGUUGGAAAUACCUGCAUCGCUUGGAUGAACCAACAUAUGCCAUGUCUGGAACUGUCGUAGAUGGCCACCUAUACAUCAGUGGAGGAUUUGCCACCCACAACUUCAGCCGGAUGUGCUACAUGUACAACGGAGAGAUCGACCACUGGAUUCCCAAGUGCAAAAUGAGUGUUGCUAGAGGGUUUCACAUGAGCUGCACUAUCCGUGGAAUGAUGUAUGUUAUGGGUGGGAACCAUUUGAACUCCUAUGGAGAUCGGGUAGACGUGAUGGGAGUUGAGCGGUACAACCCUCAAGAAGAUACCUGGAUCACCAUGUCACCCAUGCUGACUGGACUUAGCAUGGCAGGAUGUACAACAACGGAAGACAAGAAGAUCUAUGUUGUUGGUGGCUACAAUGGCCUUGGUCGGCAGCGUGAGAAGGACAUUCAUUGCUACAAUGUAGACGCAGAUGAGUGGGACGUGGUUGCAGAGCUUCCAGACUCGAGUUUAAGAAUGUCUUGUUGCACAUUGACUCUUCCAAAUAGCGUCUUCAACGGAUCAUCUCCUACUGCCGACUCCUUGUCGACUUCAGACUCUCAUUUCACUUCUGUUUCACAGCUGAACGAGAAUUACUCGGGAAUGAGUAACAGUGGAAGUACUGUCUUAAUGAACAGGUAACACAAUAUCGUUAAAAAGUUACAAGGGUGUGUAGUAUACUAGCCAGUUUAACAUUCCAUUGGAGUUUAGUAAUCUUUCAUGUAUGCUUUUAAUCUUAAUACAGGUACUUAAACAGAUCAAUGCCAAUAUUAUCUAUUGAAAUCAUGAGGUUGCUAUUUUGACCAAAUCCAUUUUCAGUGAGCUCAUCACUUGUUGGCAAUAAACAUUUUUAAUAAAUUGACAUUUGAAAUUGAAAAAAAAAGUACUACUUUAUAACAUAGCAGGAUUGAAGUACUGUGCCUGUACUCAUAUCUUUGCCAAACAUUUUCAAAAGUAAAUUUAUAAAUCCACAAAUGUAAACUUGUGGGAUUGUCUUUCUGGUGGUGUGAAAAUAUAAAAUUCAGUGUUACUGAAACUGAAAGGUAAGAUUUGUCUUUGCUUGAAAUGCUUAUAUAUUUUUUUUCAUUGUACAUUUUAUGAAGAAAAUUAACAAGUUUUGGUUGUGACAAACAAAUGAUUGCGUACAUGUUCAAUGUAUACACAUUUUUUGGCAAUACAUGUACCUGUAUAUCAAAUGGUUUACUAUUUGAUCUGUUUUAGGAAGCUUUGUACAAUAAAGCUUGAGGAAUCUGAUGAGAUAAAGAUGAAUACAGUAUUAGCAAGGAAUUGGUAGUGAGACGAUUCUCUGAAGUGAGUGCUUUUCAUUGCUGUUUAUUGAAUUGAGUGUUUUGGGAUUUUUCUUUUGUUCUAUAUUUCAAAAUCACUGCCAAUUCAUUACCAGAUUAUAUGAAUAUGUAUACCCUAAAUCAUAUGAUGUAGUAGUACACAUGGGUGUAUGAUCAAAGUUAAGAUUAAUUGCACAGUUUUGUUUUCAUUUGAAAUAGAAUUCAUUCCAAUUAAAUAACUGGGUUGCAAUUGUCAUGAUGUAAUCUUUGUCUAUCUGGUCAAGUCCCUCAAUUUGUAAGAUAAAUAUUCAAUGAGCGCUUUUGAAGGAAAAUGAAAAAAAAAGGUUGGGAGAGGCCACUACUUGUAUACAUGUAUUUGUUUGAUUUGAAUAUAUGUUC